AUGGAUGUCGUAGGAUUGACCUGGGAGCAGUUUGAGACGCUGUUCAAUGACCAGUAUUUUCCUCAGAGUUACAGGGAAGAAAAAGCACUGGAAUUCAUGUCGCUGCAGCAAGGUGACAUGUCGGUGAGGCAAUAUGAGGCUAAGUUUAAUGACCUAUCCCGGUUUGCACCAUCUCUAGUGGAGUCUGAACACAUGAGAUGUCUUAAGUUUGAGAGGGGCCUCAAGAACUCUGUGAGGAGAUCCUUGGUGGCUCUAAGACUUCAGAACUUCCAGGAUUUGGUAGCUGCUGCUAUAAGGGUGGAACAGGAUAACUUGGCCUAUCGCCAAAGCAAAGAAGAAGAGGCGGGUCGAGUCUCUGUCUCUGGUAGACCUUAUGUUUUAGGUGGACCACAGCGGAGUGGUAGAAGAAACCGCAACCAGGGACAGAUGGUUGGGGAAAUGGCAAGCGGUGGCAGUAGUUCGUAUGAGAGUGACAGAAAUGCUCCAUACGGGCCCAGGUGUCACCAUUGUGGGCAGAUUGACUUGAGGUCCGGGUACCACCAAUUGAAAAUCAGGGAAGAGGAUAUUCCGAAGACUGCUUUUCAGACUCGAUACGGACACUUCGAGUUCCUGGUGAUGCCAUUUAGGUUGACAAAUGCCCCUGCUGCAUUCAUGGAUUUGAUGAACCGUGUUUUUCGACCGUACUUGGAUCGGUUCAUCAUUGUGUUCAUUGAUGACAUCUUGGUGUAUCGAAGACUUGGGGAAGAACAUGCGCAACAUUUGAGGAUUGACUUCUCGAGCAUCGCUGCACCGAUGACUCGGUUGACGAGGAAGGAAGUCAGAUUCGAAUGGAACGCCGAAUGUGAAAGUGCUUUUCAGGAAUUGAAG
Messenger RNA from Morus notabilis, 867 nucleotides. RefSeq lists its product as uncharacterized. The record is from RefSeq and is a predicted model, not a curated record. NCBI's taxonomy places the organism in Eukaryota, Viridiplantae, Streptophyta, Magnoliopsida, Rosales, Moraceae. The annotation marks the transcript as partial. The transcript is spliced from 3 exons.